AUGCAAUUUGUACGCAAAGCCGAAGAAGCCCUGACAGGCAAGAAGGAUGAGUCGCGUGAGUCGACUCAGUCCUCUAACCAUGGACCUCACUCCUCCAACCUGGCCAACAAGCUUGACCCUCGUGUUGACAGUGACCGUGACAACCGUGCUGCUCACACUGAUGUCGACGACAAGCAUCUCAGCACCUCUAAGGACUAUGGAAGUGGCUCUACCGGAACCACUACCACUGCCGGACCCCACAAGUCGAGCGCAGUCAACAAGUUGGAUCCUACCGUCGACUCCACACGCACUGUGCCCACCGGCACACACGGAGUGGAAUCUGGGGUUGUUGGUGCCGGCACUACCCAUGGCACCCAUGUUGGAGACACAACCAGCCAUGGCUCGACCCUGGGCUCGACCACUCAUGGUACCAAGCCUGUGACUGACACUGGAGCUACCACCUACGGUAGCAGCAGCAGUAACGCGGGACCCCACAGCUCCAACAUUGCCAACAAGGCCGACCCUCGUGUUGAUUCUGAUCGCGACCACCGUGCCCGUCAUGAAGCCACUAACGUCGGUGCUACUACUGGAGUAACCCACGGCAGCACCAAUGCCGGUCCCCACGACUCCAACAUCGCCAACAAGGUUGACCCUCGUGUCGACUCUGAUCGUGAUAACCGUGCUCGCCACGAGAAUAUCGGCAGCACCAACGCUGGUCCUCACGCUUCCAACGUCGCUAACAAAGCUGAUCCUCGCGUCGACUCGGACCGUGACAACCGUGCUCUCCUCUCCGGAGCCGGUACUGCCCCUGCCCUUGGCUCCACCCAUGGCACCCACGGCCCCAGCUCGACCCUAGGCUCUGGCACCGGAACCACUGCCGCCCACAGCACCACAGUUGGCCCCCAUGACACCGAAAUCGCCAAUAAGCUCGACCCCCGUGUCGACUCGGACCUUGACGCCCGCGCUACUCACCAGUCUCUCUCUGGUAUCGGUGCUGGCACUGUCACCCAUGGCUCUCACACCCGUGACACGGCCUCUGGUCUUGCCCCUAGCCAGGGUCUUGCUGGUAGCAGUUACAACACCCCUACUGGAACUGCUACUGGCACUUCUGGUACCACUGCCACGGCUGGUCCCCACGACUCGAGUAUUGCGAACAAGCUCGAUCCCACUGUUGAUUCGCACGUUCAGGCCGAUGGCACUCAGCGGAAGAUCUAG
This is a messenger RNA of Penicillium brevicompactum, 1194 nucleotides long. RefSeq lists its product as uncharacterized. The record is from RefSeq and is a predicted model, not a curated record. The transcript has 2 exons. The coding region runs from base 1 to 1194 and encodes 397 amino acids. NCBI's taxonomy places the organism in Eukaryota, Fungi, Ascomycota, Eurotiomycetes, Eurotiales, Aspergillaceae.